AUGUACUGCAGAUUGCUGGAAACGUCAUGCGAGUGUUUGGCCGAUGUAUCCACUGCUAGUGGUAACUUGGCCGCUGAGUGGGUCAAGGAUGAGCAGUCAACAAUGUGCGCUGAGUGCUGUGCGGAAUUCACCGUCCUUAAUCGAAGACACCACUGUCGGGCCUGUGGGAAGGUGUUUUGUGGCUCUUGCUCUGACUACCGUGCACCAAUCGCGUUUCUCGGUGGUAAACUGCAAAGAGUAUGCACCGUGGAUUAUUAUCUCAUUAACAAUGAACUGAAGCCACCGACCCCGGCGAUCAUGGAAGGAAUGCUACGACGCUCUCAAAAGUGGCGGUCACCAGGCUCGCCAAUUUUCCCCAGUUUCGCGCAACUUCGUCGCAGACUCCAUCAAGGAGUGUUCCCAUCUGGAAACUCACAAUGCGGGCGCUGAUUUGCUGUAUGUUGGAAAAUCAUUUGACCUGGAUUAUGCGGACGGUAUCGUCCAGCUGCUUGACAAACCCGAGACAGCACGGUCAUUUCUGGAUAAUUCUUUUGGAGCUGUGCAUUCACUGGCAUUUGGCUCACGCCUUCAAAGUGUAGACUGUUGUUGUAUGACCACCAGCCUUUCGAUAACUCUUCGACUGUUGACAAUAGGAAAUUAAAAGUAG
This is a messenger RNA of Dicrocoelium dendriticum, 646 nucleotides long. The record is from the annotation of a GenBank genome assembly. Lineage: Eukaryota; Metazoa; Platyhelminthes; Trematoda; Plagiorchiida; Dicrocoeliidae.